Molecule: messenger RNA, 261 nt
Organism: Protopolystoma xenopodis
Lineage: Eukaryota; Metazoa; Platyhelminthes; Monogenea; Polystomatidea; Polystomatidae
Source: the annotation of a GenBank genome assembly
AUGGCCACUUGGGAGGCGGCUGGUGUACCCGUGAUGGAGACUGAGCGUAUUCAGCUGAUUGGUGACCUCUUGAUUCUGCGUGGCCUCGAACCAAAGGACGUUAAACUAUACCGAUAUGGAUAUGAGUACGAGCCGAAACGUUUCGCGACGGUCUGUUUCUUCCCUGUCUUCUUGAAGGGCCAAUUUGAGGUGAGCUGUCUCACGACCAGAGACGCAACGACACUAAACACGCUAAUCGUUUCUCGACAAUUACAUAUUUAA